Rhodotorula graminis WP1 is the source of this 1657-nucleotide messenger RNA. RefSeq lists its product as uncharacterized. Lineage: Eukaryota; Fungi; Basidiomycota; Microbotryomycetes; Sporidiobolales; Sporidiobolaceae. Bases 1 to 1566 code for a protein of 521 amino acids. The transcript is spliced from 10 exons. The record is from RefSeq and is a predicted model, not a curated record.
AUGCCUGCUUUCACGAGCUCGGACAAGACUGCGCUGGACGCGGCGAGCCACACGACGGCCGUGAUCGUCGGUGCCGGCGUGUCGGGCCUCGAUGCCCUCAUCCAGCUCAAGCGGCUGCUCAAGCUUGACGACGUCGCCUGCUACGAGAAGGACGGCGAGCUCGGCGGUACCUGGGCGGCGAACCGCUACCCUGGAGCAUCUUGCGACAUCCCGAUCGCAUUCUACUCGUUCUCGUUCGAGCCCGCGACCGAGUUUUCGACCCAGUGGCCCGGCGCCGAGGGCAUCUGCCGCUACUACGAACGCGUUGUCAACAAGUACCGCGUGCGGCCCCAGAUCGUCUUCCACACCGUCGUCGACGAGGCGCGCUUCUCGCGCUCGACCGGCCUGUGGACCGUCCAGCUACGCAACGUCGUCACAGGCGAGACGCGCACCAAGACGUGCAACAUCCUCGUCUCGGCGGUCGGCGCCCUGUCGACGCCGGCCGACGCCCCGUUCGACACGAGCGAGUUUGACGGCGCCGUCAUGCACAGCGCGAGGUGGAACAAGGACGUGUCGCUCAAGGACAAGGACGUCGUCGUGCUCGGCAACGGCUGCUCGGCGGCGCAGCUCGUGCCGGCCAUCCUGCCCGAGGUCAAGUCGCUCACGCAGAUCGGGCGCGGCAAGCACGCCAUCGUGCCGCCCAACGCCAUCGUCGACAACGCGUUCACGAACGGGCUCUAUCGAUGGCUCCCAGGCCUCUUCACCUUCUUCCGGUGGGCGGUGUACCAGAUCUGCGAGAGCUACUUCUACCUCGCCGACAAGGACCAGGGCGCCGAGGGCCGCAAGUCGAUCCACGAGGCGAGCACCAAGUACAUCGAGAAGACGGCGCCCGCCAAGUACCGCGACCAGCUCGUGUUCGACUUCGAGUUUGGCCAGAAGUGCCGCAUCAUCGACUUCUCGGGCUACUGCCCCUCGCUCCACAGCCCCAAGUUCAACCUCCUCCUCCCCGACACGAUCGUCUCGGCAAAGGGCCGCACCGUCACGACCGAGAAGGGCGUCGAGGUGCCGGCCGACGUCAUCGUCCUGUCGACAGGCUUCAAAGUAACCGAGUACCUGCACCCGCUGUCGGUGUUCAACAGCGAGGGCGAGAGCCUCGUCGAACGGCUCAAGGGCAACGGCGUCAAGACGUACUUGACUUCGAUGGUGGCGUCGUACCCCAACUUUUGGCUCCUCAUGGGGCCCAACGCAAUCACAGGACACUCGUCGGCCCUGUUCAACACCGAGUGCACGGUCGACAUGAUGGUUCACCUCCUCAAGCCCGUCGUCAAGCAGCUCAAGGCGCGCUCGAUCUCGAGCGAGGGCCCGGCGCCGAGCGUCGAGGUGAUCCAGCAGGCCGAGGACGAGUGGUACGCCAAGAUGCGCGCUCAGAUGGCCAAGAUGGUGUGGGAGAUGGACGGCGGCAUCUCUUGGUACGUCGACCCGAGCAUCGGCAAGUGCACGAUCCUCUUCCCCUGGAGCCAGCCCGAAUUCCUGCGCCAGACGCGCGAGAUGCCCAAGGAGCGCUUCGUCUGGGCGGCCUGUGCCUGAGCGCGCCCUCGUUCGUCUCUCCCUUUGCCCUUUGUCACCUUCUCUCUCUCGAGCUCCGCGUGCAACAGCAGUUGGCCCUUUCGCGAGUCCU